GCAGGAUGGAUUAUACGGGGUCCUCCUAUAAAGGGGAUAUGAAAAAUGACAAAAUGGAAGGAGAAGGAGAAUAUGCUUUCCCCUCUGGUACAAAGUACAUAGGGUCCUUCAAAGAUGGAACAUUUGAGGGAAAAGGAACCCUUCAUUUCAAAAAUGGUUCUACGUUCUCUGCUGUUUGGAAAAAUGGGAUUCCGCAGGAAGACACCGAAUCUGGAGGAAAAUACAAAUUCAAAGAUGGUCUGGAGUUUAGUGAGGCUGAUUGGAACUAUUGUGACGGUUAUGACAGAAGAUUUUACAGAGAGACUCUAAAAGGACUUAAACCUGCUGGACGUUCUCAAAAGGUCGACAUAGAGCCAGCUCCACCAAUUCCAAAAGGUUGGUACGAUUGUGGCGAUGGUGUGUAUAACCCUGACAAACGGAUAGUGUACAGCUACUCAGAAAAAAAAUUCAUAAGAAACGCAGAUGUGGAUGAACACAAAUGGAUUGUUACCACGUGUCGGCGAGGCUCUGACUUCUUCGUGGGCAAGCAGUAUGUUCCACCUACACCAUAAUUAUCAGGAUUUUAUGCAGGGUUUGAUUAUCACAGAAAAACAAUACCACUUUAAUGGUUUUUAUAAUAAAUACUGUUAUCCUAGAUCCUGUCAUUGAAUAAAGGUUGGGACUGUUGGUGACAGCGGAUAAUGGUACAUUAUAAUUUGUGGAAUGCACGGUUUUUGAUAGUUUGAUCACAUUUUGUACCUCAUAGUUGAUAUGAUACUUUUUUCAUGAUUUACAGAAAUAAUAAAUUAAGCCUGGGGAAAGCUUUAUAAAUCUAUAAAAAUUGUAAAUAUCAUUGGUUUUAUAAAGUUGUCCGUGAAAAGAUGUUA
Messenger RNA from Bolinopsis microptera, 866 nucleotides. Its product is annotated as MORN repeat-containing protein 5-like. Lineage: Eukaryota; Metazoa; Ctenophora; Tentaculata; Lobata; Bolinopsidae. The transcript has 4 exons. Bases 6 to 551 code for a protein of 181 amino acids. The record is from RefSeq and is a predicted model, not a curated record.